Messenger RNA from Aaosphaeria arxii CBS 175.79, 1020 nucleotides. RefSeq lists its product as uncharacterized. The transcript has a single exon. NCBI's taxonomy places the organism in Eukaryota, Fungi, Ascomycota, Dothideomycetes, Pleosporales. Bases 1 to 1020 code for a protein of 339 amino acids. The record is from RefSeq and is a predicted model, not a curated record.
AUGCUGUCCAAACUCCUCACCCCCCUCCUCCUCACGUCCUUCUCCCUCACUCCCGUCCACGCAUCCCUCACCAUCGCCGCGAACCUCGCCGUCAUCGAAUACACGCCCAUGAAAAUCGCCCUCGAAGACUUCUACCCCACCCCCCCGAACAUCACCAUCAUAAACGGCGGCGUCCCGAACCUCUUCUCCGCCAACACCACCACCCUCACCGACCUCGCCUCCAACGCCGAAACGCAAGCCCUCCGCUCCUACCCCUCACACCGCAACCUCCGCACCAUCUACACCAUCUCCGAAGUCGCCUACCGCCUCGUCACCUCCUCCCCCUCCUCCCUCCACCCGCGCCUCGAAUCCCUCAAAGGCAAACGCAUCGGCACCAUCCCCGCCACCUCCGCCGGCUACUUCGUCGAAGCCCUCCUCGACAACGCGGGCGUCUCCCCGUCCUCCUACACCGUCGUCUCCGGCGCCCAUUGUCUCGCAGCGCCCUGCGCUAACGACACGCUCCCCGCGAUGCUGGCGUCCGGCCGCGUCGACGCCGUCGCCCUGUGGGAGCCUACCGUCGAGUUGGCGGCGCGGGCGCUCCGCGCGGCGAACAACAACGGGACUGGCGUGGUGUUUUUCCAGGACGAGGGGGUGUACAGGGAGAUUUACAGCCUGUACAGCACGGCGGAGACGCUGGCGGAUCCGGUGAAGAGGGGGGAGGUUGUGAGGUUUGUGGGGGCGUUGGAUAGGGCGGUGCGGGUGUUUGAGGGGGAGAUGGAGAGGGUUGUGGGCAGGGUGGCGAGAGCGGUGGUGCCGGCGGUGGAGGAGGGGCUGUUGAGGGAUGUUUGGGGGGUGCAUGGGUGGAAGGGGGGGUUGCCGGCGGAUCUGCUGGAUGUGCUGGUUAGGGAGGAUGCGUAUGUUGCGAGGGUUGAGGGGAGGGAGAGGUUGACGAGGAGGGAGUUGGAGGCGUUGGUGGAUCGGAGUGUGCUGAGGGAGGUGAGGGGGGAGGAUGGAGAGGAGGAGGAGGAGGAGGAGAGGUGA